AAACAGAAAACUUUUACUACUUGGAAGGGGAACGCUAUGCUCUCCUUUGUGGCAACACAACAGAUGCUGGUCAGUGUCCAGAAGGAUAUGUGUGUGUAAAAGCUGGCAUAAAUCCUGAUCUUGGCUACACAAAUUUUGACAACUUUGGGUGGGCUUUACUUGCCCUAUUUCGAUUAAUGACUCAAGAUUACCCUGAAGCACUUUAUCACCAGAUUCUUUAUGCUUCUGGGAAGAUCUACAUGGUAUUUUUUGUUGUGGUCAGCUUUUGGUUUGCCUUUUAUUUGGCAAGUUUGUUCUUGGGCAUACUUGCCAUGGCCUAUGAAGAAGGAAAGCAUGCAACUGAUGAAAAAUCUAAGGAGGAACCAACAUUUCAGCAGCCUAUAAGCAAACUUCAAGAAGGAAGCGAAGAAGCUGAGAGUAAAACCACACAAAUAGAAAUGAAGAAAAGAUCACCAGCUUCCAUGAACACAUCUUUGGAUGUAUUGGAAGAAGAUACCCUCAGACAUAAAGAAGAACUUAAAAAAUCCAGGAAGAAGUGCCCAUUGUGUUGGUAUAGGUUUUCCAAAAUUUUCUUGAUCUGGAAUUGUUCUCCCUGUUGGUUAAAAUUGAAAGAAUUUGUCCAUAGGCUCAUAACAGACCCAUUUACUGAUCUUUUUCUUCUCAUAUGCAUAAUAUUAAACAUAUAUUUUUUGGCCUGGGAACACUAUCCAAUGAGUGAUGACCACAGCUAUCUGCUAAGCAUUGGCAACUUGGUUUUCCUUGGAAUUUUUACAGCAGAAAUGAUUUUUAAAAUAAUUGCCAUGAAUCCAUAUUGGUAUUUCCAAGUAGGCUGGAACAUUUUUGAUAGUUUUAUUGUGUUACAAGGUUUAGCAGAACUUUAUCUAGCAAAUAUUGAAGGAUUGGCCCUUUGUCAAUCAUUCAGGAUGUUGCGUAUUUUCAAGUUGGGGAAAUAUUGGCCAACAUUUGAAAUAUUGAUGCUGACUCUUGGAAACUCACUGUCGGCCCUGAAAGACUUGAUUCUGCUGUUGUUCACGUUCAUCUUCUUUUCUGCUGUGUUUGGCAUGAAGUUGUUUGGUUGGAGUUACAAAGCAUGUGUCUGCCGCAUAGAUGAAAACUGUCAACUCCCACGCUGGCACAUGCAUGACUUCUUUCAUUCCUGCCUUAAUGUGUUCCGAAUUCUCUGUGGAGAGUGGAUAGAAACCUUGUGGGACUGCAUGGAGGUAGCAGGCCAACCCUGGUGCAUCUCUUUUUACAUGAUGGUCAUUUUAAUUGGAAACUUACUGGUACUUUACCUCUUUCUGGCACUGGUGAGUUCAUUUAGUUCAUACAAAGACUCAACAAGUGAAGAGAACAAUGAAGUGAAAAAUAUCCAGCUUGCAAUGGCAAGGAUUAAGAAAGGAGUAAACUAUGUGCUUCAUAAAAUAUUGUGCAAAAAGCAAAAUGUUCCACAGGAAACAACCGACCAUGUAAAUGAUACAUAUGUUAAAGAGAACAUUUCUGACCAUACACUUUCUGAAUUCAGCAACACCCAAGUUUUCCUCAAAGAUAAAGAAAAGAGCAGUGGCACAGAGAAAAACACAAUGACUGACAAUGAAAGCCAGUCACUUAUCCCCAGCCCCAGUGUCUCAGAAACUGUACCAAUUGCUUCGGGAGAAUCUGAUGUGGAAAAUCUGGAUAACAAGGAGAUUCAGAGCAAGUCAGGCAAUGGAGACAGCAGAGAUAAAAUAAAGCAAUCUAGCUCAUCUGAAUGCAGUACUGUUGAUAUUGCUAUCUCUGAAGAAGAGGAAAUGGUAUAUKAAUGUGAAAAGGCAAAGUAUCUUAAAAAUGGUUUUGAACAAAGAUCUUCACCUGGUCAAAUCAGUAGAGUAUCCAAGAAAGCAAAAAUUUGGCAGAACAUAAGGAAAACCUGCUGCAAGAUAGUAGAAAACUGUUGGUUUAGGUGUUUCAUUGGCCUCGUGACUCUGCUCAGCACAGGUGCCCUGGCUUUUGAAGAUAUAUAUAUAGAUCAACGAAAGACUAUUAAAAUCUUAUUGGAGUAUGCUGACAUGAUCUUCACUUACAUCUUCAUUCUUGAAAUGCUUCUAAAGUGGAUGGCAUAUGGUUUCAAAGCCUAUUUUUCCAAUGGCUGGUACAAGCUGGACUUCAUGGUUGUCAUUGUGUUUUGUCUUAGCUUAUUAGGCAAAACUCGGGAAGAUUUAAAACCACUUACUUCCAUUAAGUUCCUUCGGGCACUCAGAGUUCUAUCUCAGUUUGAAAGAAUGAAGGUCGUUGUGAGAGGUUUGAUAAAAACAAUUUUACCCACUCUGAACGUGUUUCUGGUCUGCCUUAUGAUCUGGCUGAUAUUUAGUAUCAUGGGAGUACACUUAUUUUCUGGCACAUUCUAUGAAUGCAUUGACCCAACAAGUGAGGAAAGGUUUCCUGUAUCUGAAGUCGUGAAUCGGAGUCAGUGUGAAAACCUUGUGUUGAAUGAAUCCAUGCCAUGGGAGAAUGCAAAACUGAAUUUUGAUAAUGUUGGAAAUGGUUUCCUCUCUUUGCUUCAAGUAGCAACAUUUAAUGGAUGGAUCACUAUUAUGAAUUCAGCAAUUGAUUCUGUUGGUGUUAACAUGCAGCCUGAUUUUGAGUACAACCUCUACAUCUAUUAUUACUUUAUCAGCUUCAUUAUCCUUGGAUUAUUUCUUCCUCUGAGUAUGCUGAUCAGUGUUAUUAUUACUAAUUUCAACAAGCAUAAAAUAAAGAUAAGAGGCUCAAAUAUCUUUAUAACAGUAAAACAGAGGAAACAGUACCGUAAACUGAAGAGGCUAAUGUAUGAAGACUCCCCUAGACCACUACCUCGCCCAAGAAAUAAGUUCCAAGGCUUUGUCUUUGACUUGGUAACAAAUCAAGUUUUUAAUAUCAUCAUCAUGGUUCUUAUCCAUGUUCAAGCAGUAACCAUUAUGAUCCAAAGUGAUGAACAGAGUCAACAAAUGGAUAUUGCUGUCUACUGGAUCAAUGCAAUUUUUGUUAUAUUGUAUACUCUAGAAUGUAUACUGAAGCUCAUCUCUUUCCAUUGUUACUAUUUCACAAUCAUAUGGAACAUUUUAGAUUUUGUGGUGGUAAUCUUCUCCAUUACAGGGCUGUUUCUGCCUAUGACAAUAGGAUACUACCUUGUGCCUCCUUCACUUGUACAACUGAUCCUUCUCUCUCGGAUCAUCCACGUCCUGCGUCUUGGAAAAGGACCAAGGGUGUUCCAUAAUCUGAUGCUUCCUUUGAUGCUGUCCCUCCCAGCAUUGUUGAACAUUGGUCUUUUCAUCUUCCUGGUCAUGUUCAUCUAUGCGAUCUUUGGAAUGUACAAUUUUGCUUAUGUGAAAAAAGAAGCUGGAAUUAAUGAUGUGUCCAACUUUGAAACCUUUGGCAGCAGUAUGCUCUGUCUUUUUCAAGUUACAAUAUUUGCUGGUUGGGAUGGUAUGCUCAAUGCAAUUUUCAACAGUAAAUGGUCUGACUGUGAUCCUGAUAAAAUUAACCCUGGGACUCAGGUUAGAGGAGAUUGCGGUAACCCUUCUGUGGGGAUUUUCUAUUUUGUCAGUUAUAUCCUCAUAUCAUGGUUGGUCAUUGUUAAUAUGUAUAUUGUUGUGGUUAUGGAGUUUUUAAGUAUUGUUUCUAAGAAAAAAUCCAGGACCUUGAGUGAAGAUGAUUUCAGGAAAUUCUUUCAGGUAUGGAAAAGGUUUGACCCUGAUAGGACACAGUACAUAGACUCUAGCCAACUUUCAGACUUUGCAGCUGCUCUUGAUCCUCCUCUUUUCAUGGCAAAACCAAACAAGGGUCAGCUCAUUGCUAUGGAUCUUCCCAUGGCUGUUGGAGACAGAAUCCACUGCCUUGACAUCUUACUUGCUUUUACUAAAAGAGUUAUGGGAAAAGAUGCAAGGGUGGAAAAACUCCUCUCCGAGGUAGAAUCAGGGUUUGUAUUAGCCAACCCUUUUAAAAUCACAUAUGAACCAAUUACAACUACUCUAAAACGAAAACAAGAGGCAGUUUCAGCCACCAUUAUUCAGCGUGCUUAUAAAAGUUACCGCUUGAGGCAAAAUGACAAAAAUACUUCAGAUAUUCAUAUAAUAGAUGGUGACAGAGAUGUUCAAGCUACAAAAGAAGGUGUCUAUUUUGACAAAGCUAAGGAAAAAUCGACUAUUCAAAGCCAGAUCUAAUCCCUACUUAUCACCUCUUUACUUUCUUCAUAUAUCCCUCAAAUGCUAAAAGCUUAAGAAAUUAAAACAAUGAUCAGAGAGAGUGAAGCUAUCAAUUGUUUACACCUGGUAUGUGUUAAGCUUCUGUUCACAAGUCUUCAUGCCAAACUCACUUUUCACCUCUGUUCAGUCUAACCAAUCUAUCAAGAAAGAUAGUCCUUAAAUAUUGCUGCAGUUAAAGUAAGUGACCUUUUGACAAUCCAGUGUUUUGCCUGCAUGGCUCAUUAGAUGUGUGCCUACGCUAGAGGACGGACGCAGGUGGUGGUAAAGAUUACCAGCCAAAUAGGUGUCCUUAUGUAUUUUACAUCUGCUUUAAUGGGCUUCUAGUUGCCACUACUAUGACUUAAUUACAGGUAAAGAAGGGCUCUCUUAAUAUAAGCUUUCUUUUUUAUUUGAUAAGUUAGAUUGGCAAUUUUUAUGGUAUCACAAAAAAUAACCUUACACAAAACUAGUGAAAUCCUACAGAGCAUUAUAUCAUCAACUCGCUUAAACCAAUGCCAGUUGGGUCAAGGGAGGGUACAGUUGUUUAUUAGGAAGUGCCUUUGAGAUCAAUCCCAGAGACU
Molecule: messenger RNA, 4780 nt
Organism: Urocitellus parryii (Arctic ground squirrel)
Lineage: Eukaryota; Metazoa; Chordata; Mammalia; Rodentia; Sciuridae
Source: RefSeq, a predicted model, not a curated record